Molecule: messenger RNA, 1179 nt
Organism: Oxyura jamaicensis (ruddy duck)
Lineage: Eukaryota; Metazoa; Chordata; Aves; Anseriformes; Anatidae
Gene: PRRG3
Product: proline rich and Gla domain 3
Exons: 4
Coding region: 104-802 (232 amino acids)
Cellular component (GO): extracellular region
Molecular function (GO): calcium ion binding
Source: RefSeq, a predicted model, not a curated record
GGGCUUGUGCCCGCAUCCCUCCUGCCCGGCGGCGGCGGCGGCGGCGGCGGCGGCGGGGCCGCCAUGAGGUAGGUGGGAGCUCCCUGUAGCCGAGUGAGGCAGCAUGGCAAUGUUCCUGGGGGCCAGGAAUGCCCACUCGGUCCUGAAGCGCUUUCCCCGAGCCAACGGCUUCCUGGAGGAGAUUCGGCAGGGCACCAUCGAGCGGGAGUGCAUCGAGGAGGUCUGCAGCUAUGAGGAGGUCAAGGAGGUGUUCGAGAACAAGGAGAAGACGAUGGAGUUCUGGAAGGGCUACACCAACUCUGUCUACUCUGUCAAGGACCCCGGGCACAACACAGAGCGCUCAGACGCUAUGUACGUGGUGGUGCCCCUCUUGGGAGUGGCCCUGCUGAUAGUCAUCGCCCUCUUCAUCAUCUGGAGGUGCCAGCUGCAGAAGGCCACCCGCCACCGCCCUUCCUACGCCCAGAACCGCUACCUGGCCAGCCGAACGGGACGCAGCCUCCCCAGGGUCAUGGUGUACCGGGAGCGGUCGCAGAGCCAAGGGGAAAAUCAGCGAGAAGCGAGCAACCGGGGGGCUGGAGACGGCAGGGCAGGAGGCACCCCUCAGCAGGAUGGCACCCUCUGUCCGCCAGAGCAUUCGGUCUCUGUCCUCUCCAGACUGUCCAGUGCCACCCCUCCGCCUUCCUACGAGGAGGUGACGGGGCACCCAGAGAGCAGCAGCAGUGAGGAGACCAGCAUCUCCUACAAUGACCCACCGCCAAAAUAUGAAGAGAUCGUGGCUGCUGCCCCCACUGCGGCCAAAUAGCGGGUCUGUGUCCCCAUCGCCUCUUCACACACUCAUGCUCAUUCACCCACCCACCCCUUGCCGUGCCCGGAACCCCUUUCAGGUGCCAGUUGGCUCCCCUCUCACUUGUACCGUCACUUGGUGCCAUCACACAGUAGCCUUACCCUCCUUACCAAAAACAGCUGUCCCCUAGCAGGGUGAGGAUGGGAUGUGGGGAUGGCUCUGGAGUUUACCAGCCAUCUCCUUCGCCUCGCUCCCCGCUCACGUAAGUGCUGCAGCAGCCGGAGCAGAGCAGCAGCUUGUUCCUGGCUCAACGCGGGGGUCUCCCCAUGGUGCAUUUGAUUUCCUCACUGGCUCUCAGACGAAACAUUUCCCACGAUUAAAACAGCCUCACUGCC